Molecule: messenger RNA, 1639 nt
Organism: Cherax quadricarinatus
Lineage: Eukaryota; Metazoa; Arthropoda; Malacostraca; Decapoda; Parastacidae
Source: RefSeq, a predicted model, not a curated record
UAAUCUGGUUGCAGGAUGAAGUGGCUGUUGGUGUGUGUGGCAGCAGCUCUCUGUGGCGUUGCGCAAGGUCGGAGUGAAGAUGAUGCGAGGAUAAUAGCAGCCAGGUCGACCAAGACAGCCAUCUCUCUCACCACCUCCACCACCGUCACCCCCUACACCUGCGCCUUCCUCACCAACGCUGCCGUCUGCCAGAGGCGCCGCUACCGACGCUACUCUGCCCUCACCCCUGAUGAAGCCUCAAACGGCAUGGAUAAGAUAGACGGACCACUAGAAGGGUCACUGUUGGAGUCAGACCCCAGCAACCGUGAGGGCCGCAUCGCCAUCACCAUCUGGACCACCGUCACCACCAUCUACACGGUCACCUCCACCUCCAUCAACAGCGCCACCACGUUCUCCCUCUCCUUCUACUGCACCGUCAACGGCGCCUCCUUUCCCCCCGCCUGCGACUUAUCCAUGAAACUGCUUAUUCUCGGCGUCUGCCUGGGCGUCCUCUUCUGUGCAGCUCACGCUCGUGACAGUGAUGAUCUGAGGAUCGUGGCAGCCAGGUCGACCAAGACUGCUGUCUUCCUCACCACCUCCACAACGACAGCGCCUUUCACCUGCGCCCUGGCAAUAGGUACCAACGUCUGCCAGAGGCGCAGCUACAGACGGUACCGUCGCUACACCAACAUCGAAGACACGCCCGUAGGCACAUUUGAGUCGUCAGCACUGGACGGUACACUAAGGCAGGACGAGGCAGACAAGUUGUCCCUUAUUGACAGCCCGGCUAGAGACCCACGCAUCGCCUUAACCGUCGUCUUCACCUCCUCCUCCACCUACACCGUCACUGCCACCUCCACUAACACAGCCGUCACCUUCUCCUUGUCCUUCUUCUGCACAGUUAAUGGAGCCAGCUAUCCCCCACGAUGUGGUUAGCUGAGGCUGGGACGCUGACUGAAGGACAGGACCAAGACUCUCAGUGUGCGGGUGUUUACUUUAUUACAUUCACGAGGAAGUACUAAACCCAUAGAUGGUCAUACAGCGUCUGGGGUAGGGGAAGUAACAAGGUUUGAUCCAGGGAACGGGAAGGUAGCUCGAGUUCCUUGGACGCAGAGGCCUUCAUUAGCAUCGGAGACUCCGAAAAACCCUUCCAGCUAAAGUAUAUUUUUUUCAGGAAACUGAAAAUUUUCACACUUUUGCGGUGGGUUUAGCAGUUUCCAGGAUUAUAAUAAUAAUCGUCAUAUUUAUUUUCAAUGUUCCAUUUUUUAACUUGAUUCAAAAUUUUCAGAUAAUGAAUACUCUGGCUUUAUUCGUUGUUUACUUUUUUAACUAAUAAAUAAAUCCGCGGAGCAGCGAGGCUGUGCUACCUGAUCCUCCAACCUGCACACUGGGAGUCUUAAUACUUUUAUGAUGGCCAAUUCUUUCAAGACAAGUUUCAUUUAAUUUAUAAUCGUUCAUGUAAUAUGUUCAGAUAAGGGUCAAUUAUGUAAAUAUGAGAAUAUAUACAUAUUUAAUAUUGAUUUGACUUUCAUUAUGAAUUUACCUCAGUGACCAUACCUUCCACAAUUUUCUUAUGAGAUUUAUCUUCAGCAUUAGUUUUGUUACUUUCUUAAAAUUCACAACUAUUCUACAAUUUAAAAUGAAAACGGGAAUGACAUAU